This is a messenger RNA of Ixodes scapularis (black-legged tick), 857 nucleotides long. RefSeq lists its product as uncharacterized. Bases 93 to 767 code for a protein of 224 amino acids. The transcript has 3 exons. The record is from RefSeq and is a predicted model, not a curated record. Lineage: Eukaryota; Metazoa; Arthropoda; Arachnida; Ixodida; Ixodidae.
UUCGAGGGUGAACUGGACCUGUGCUGUAACGGUCAUUCAGGUUGAUAGUUCAAUGUGCCGUUGUUCUUUUGUUCACGUCCCUUUUGCCAAGAAUGGCCGGCCUUUUCCAGUGUGAGUUAGAAGGCAGUGAAAAUAACGUCACUAUUCUUCGCGCGAACCUAACAAGCGAUGGGGACGCUUACGAAUGGAUUACCAGCUACGGUAAUGCGACGAAUACCUCAUGGAUCUUCGACUGGCGAAUUGCCGACCCGCAACGGAUGGUGUUCCACCAAAAGUGGCGCUGCCAGCAGAGCAGUGUUGGCAAGACCGCUGGUCGCCAUGCCACCAACUGCCCAGCCUUCGUGGACAUCAAAAUAAAAAAAAUUAACAAGAACACCAAAAAGAAUGAUGCCUUUCUAAAGAAGGCAGUCCCGCUGGCAGCGGUGAUCAAGCUUAGAGAAGAUCACAGCCACAACCCUGGCUGUGCCGACGAACUGCGGCUACUGAAGAGCACGGCGGACACCCGAGCACUCUUUCACGGGUACUUCAAGGACGGACUCACCCCGGCAGAGGCAAUGUGCCGGCACCAAGAGAAGCUGGCGGCUACUAAUGCAAGUAUGGAGCACCUUGCCAGUGGUGCUCAGAACCCCAGUGCACGCACAGUGUACCAUUGGUACUCAAGUUGGCGGGUUGAGCCCUAUGGUGAACCUGUGGACCCCAUCAAGAAACUGGGUGAAAAGGCGGCGACGCAUCUACAGCAUGGUAUGUCACUCGCCACCGCCAGUUGAUUGUCAUUGAAUAAAUACGGAUUUUUUAAAGUGAAUAACUUAAAUGUUGAAUGCUAAUGCGGCACUCGAGUCCAAUAGGCGCUGAGCCGA